AAUUUAAAGAACCUCCUUUUUUAACUCAGUUUAAACCAAGCUAUUCUUAUCAAUUAUGCCUCCUAAAUCUAAAGCAAGCACUGCUUCUGCCACCAAGUUGUCUUAUAAAGACAUGAUUAAAUCCGGUAUCGUUACCUUGAAGGAAAGAAACGGUUCUAGUCGUCAAGCUAUUAAAAAAUAUGUCCAAGCAAAUUUUGGAAUCAAGGCCGCUAAUUUUGAUGCCUUGUUCAACGCUGCCUUGAGAAAGGGUGUUGAAGUUGGAGACUUAUCUCAACCAAAGGGUCCUUCUGGUCCUGUCAAGUUAGGAAAAAUUGACAAGAUUUCAAAACCUGUCGCUAAAAAGGUUGCCAAACCAGCACCAAAAAAGGCGGUUUCUAAAAAAGUGGCUCCAAAAAAAGUGAUCCCCAAGAAGGCUGUUAUCAAGAAGGCUGCCCCAAAGAAGGCCGUUACUACUAUUAAGAAGAAGCCCGUUGCUAAGAAGCCUGUUGCUAAGAAGGCUGCUCCAAAGAAGCCUGUUGCUAAGAAGGUCGCUGCAAAGAAGGCUGCUCCAAAGAAAGUGACCAAACCAGCUGCUAAGAAAGUCGCUCCAAAGAAAGUGGUUGCCAAGAAAGUUGCUCCCAAGAAGGCUGCUCCUAAAAAGAAGGUAGCCAAGAAGUAAAGAUGCUUUACGUUAUUAGCUGGUUCAUGUUUUACGGAUGUUGAUUUUACCUUUUCUCUUUGCCUCUAUUUGUAUCUGUUGUAAUUUUAGCGUGUUUUUGUAAUAUAUGAGAGAAAU
This is a messenger RNA of Yamadazyma tenuis ATCC 10573, 775 nucleotides long. RefSeq names its product histone (gene HHO1). NCBI's taxonomy places the organism in Eukaryota, Fungi, Ascomycota, Pichiomycetes, Serinales, Debaryomycetaceae. Gene Ontology annotation, molecular function: nucleosomal DNA binding; structural constituent of chromatin; double-stranded DNA binding. Gene Ontology annotation, cellular component: nucleosome; nucleus. Gene Ontology annotation, biological process: chromosome condensation; nucleosome assembly; negative regulation of DNA recombination. The record is from RefSeq and is a predicted model, not a curated record.